GCUAGCCACGUCGUGGGCGUCGGAGAGCGCGCCGCACCGGGGAGCCAGACCCCCGCGCCCAGCGCCGCCGCCCCCACGACGGGCGUCCCCCGCAGCCGCGGUCCCCGCCGCACGACCAUGAAGAAGGAGGUGUGCUCUCUGGCCUUUCUCAAGGCCGUGUUCGCCGAGUUCCUGGCCACCCUCAUCUUCGUCUUCUUCGGCCUCGCCUCGGCCCUCAAGUGGCCCUCGGCGCUGCCCACCAUCCUGCAGAUCGCUCUGGCCUUCGGCCUGGCCAUAGGCACCCUGGCCCAGGCCCUGGGGCCGGUGAGCGGUGGCCACAUCAACCCUGCCAUCACGCUGGCCCUCCUAGUGGGCAACCAGAUCUCCCUGCUCCGGGCUGUCUUCUACGUGGUGGCCCAGCUGGUGGGCGCCAUUGCCGGAGCAGGCAUCCUGUAUGGGCUGGCACCUGGCAAUGCCCGGGGCAAUCUGGCCGUCAACUCGCUCAACAACAACACGACUCCGGGCCAGGCCGUGGUGGUGGAAAUGAUUCUGACCUUCCAGCUGGCGCUCUGCAUCUUCUCUUCCACUGACUCCCGCCGCACCAGUCCUGUGGGCUCCCCAGCCCUGUCCAUUGGCCUGUCUGUCACACUCGGCCACCUCGUGGGGAUCUACUUCACCGGCUGCUCCAUGAACCCAGCCCGCUCUUUCGGCCCCGCAGUCGUCAUGAAUCGAUUCAGCCCCUCGCACUGGGUCUUCUGGGUGGGGCCCAUCGUGGGGGCCGCCGUGGCUGCCAUCCUCUACUUCUACCUGCUCUUCCCCAACUCCCUGAGCCUCAGUGAGCGAGUGGCCGUCGUGAAGGGCACCUAUGAGUCCGAGGAGGACUGGGAGGAGCAGCGGGAGGAGCGGAAGAAGACCAUGGAGCUGACGGCCCACUGACCACACUGACCAGCAUCCCCCCGGGGGCCAGCCUCUCAGCCCCUGAACCGCAGUGGGAAGGAGGAAAACAGAUGACAGCGAAGCUUCCUUCCCCAACGGCUGGGUCCUCUGGGCUGGGGAGGAGGUGCUGGCCCCCCCACCCCAGGCUGCACAGUUAGAGCUGGGAGAAGGAACACAGGUUGGGACUCUAGGGGUGGGGGCCAGGGGCGGAGCUCUGGUGGGGAGGGGUUCUCUCUGGCACAGGGCAGGCAGCUGCAGUGAGGGCAGGCCUCAGGGGCUGUGACCACGGGGACAGGUCUGCAGGCUGCCCCGGGGCCAGGCCAGGAAGGGUGGCCUGCCAUCUGCAUCCCCUCCCACUCCCAGCCCCUCCUCCAGAGCCAGGGAGGGCCCAACCCCUGGGAUGGCAGGGGCUAGCCCUCCCCAGAGGUCCUUAGGAGGGGGCAGGCUGGUAUAUUAAAUGCUGCCUUAUUUAUUUCUGCUCAAGGAUGCAUGGGGUAGGGCCGCUGGUGUUUGGGGCGGGGGCUUCCCAAUAAACUACUGACAUUCA
Molecule: messenger RNA, 1462 nt
Organism: Phacochoerus africanus (Common warthog)
Lineage: Eukaryota; Metazoa; Chordata; Mammalia; Artiodactyla; Suidae
Gene: AQP5
Product: aquaporin 5
Exons: 4
Coding region: 118-915 (265 amino acids)
Biological process (GO): transmembrane transport
Cellular component (GO): apical plasma membrane; plasma membrane
Molecular function (GO): water channel activity
Source: RefSeq, a predicted model, not a curated record